AUGGAUUCUGAUCUCUACGACGAAUUUGGUAACUAUAUCGGGCCUGAUCUCGACUCAGACGAUGAUGCUGAAGAAUUAGAUGAUAAUGAAAAUGACGAUGAAAAUGAUGAUGAAGCUGAAAAUGGUGUAGAAGAACAAAUGGAAGAAGACGAUGAAAUUCCACAAAAUCAAAUCGUUCUUCAUGAAGAUAAGAAAUAUUAUGCUUCAGCCGUCGAAAUUUAUGGAGAAGAUGUUGAAACAUUGGUGCAAGAAGAAGACGCUCAACCGCUAACUGAGCCAAUUGUCAAGCCAGUUUCCAAGAAGAAGUUCCAAGCCGCAGAACAUCAUUUACCCGAAACAACAUAUAAAAAGGAAUAUUUAGCGGAUCUGAUGGAUUGUCCGCAUAUUAUGCGAAAUAUCGCGGUUGCUGGACAUUUGCAUCACGGAAAAAGCACAUUUUUGGAUUGUUUGGUUGAGCAAACUCAUCCGGAAUUUUAUCGCGCAGAAGACGCGGAUACACGAUAUACUGACACACUUUUCAUCGAGCAACAAAGAGGUUGUUCGAUUAAGGCAAUGCCAGUUUCGAUUGUUGCACAAGAUAAUCGAAAUAAGAGUUAUUUGUUAAAUGUGAUUGAUACACCGGGACAUGUUAAUUUCUCUGAUGAAAUGACCGCCGCUUUUAGGUGAGAAAUCAGGGCGAACAUGAUUUUCAAAUGAAAAAAAAAACAUAAAAUGAAAAGCAAUGUUUCGAGAAAGCACCAUUACACUGUGAAAGAAUGAUAAGGAAACUUGAAAGAAAAUUGCUCAAGGUGAAAAUUGCGCAAUUCAAAAAUUACGCAAGUUUUUGAAGUUGGCGCCAGAAAAUCAACCGUGUGAGAAAAUAAGAUUUAUGCUAUUUCACCAGAAAAAGUUUGAGGUAAACGUUCAGACUAGAAUGUAGUCUAGAGAUUUUGAUGCUCACAAAUUGCACUAAUUUUUGAGAAAACUAUACUCUAGUUUUGUAAUUUCAGAGUCUGAAAAUUCUGAGCGCAAGCUGAAGAAAUUAUUAAAUAAUGAUGUUAAACUAGAAUAUAGUUUGAUUUUUGAAAGCUAAAAAAUCAACAAAAUGCAUUUAUACUUUUGACAUUUCGAAAUUCAUUCAAAGUAGUAUAAUCUAGUAUACUCUCUGAAGUCAGAAAGCCUUUCCAUAAUCUCGAAAUUAUGUUCUACAGAUUAUCGGAUGGUGUCGUAAUUCUUGUUGAUGCUCACGAAGGUGUAAUGAUGAAUACAGAACGUGCAAUUCGACAUGCAGUGCAAGAAAAACUUGCCGUCACUUUGUGCAUCUCAAAAAUCGAUCGUCUAUUUUUAGAGCUCAAAUUGCCUCCAUCAGAUGCUUAUUAUAAAUUGCGCUUAAUCAUCGAUCAAGUCAACAAUAUUCUCAACACAUUUUCCGAAGAUGACGUGGCUGUUUUGAGUCCAUUAAAUGGAAAUGUUAUUUUCUCAUCUGGUCGUUUCAAUGUCUGUUUUUCAUUGUUAUCAUUCGCCAAUUUGUAUUCCAAACAACACGGUGAAAAAUUCAAUGCAAAAGAAUUUGCGAGAAGAUUGUGGGGUGAUAUGUAUUUCGAUAAGAAGACGAGAAAAUUCGUGAAAAAAGCACCGUAUUCCGAUGCUCCGCGAACUUUUGUUCAAUUCAUUUUGGAUCCAUUGUAUAAGAUUUUCUCGCAGGUAAGAUUGGCUGGAAAUUUGGAUCAUUUUGAUUUUCAGCUGAAGAUUUAAGAUUUGAUUUCAGUUAAGCCUUGAAAUGUUGAACCUAAAUUAGCCAAAAAUGUUAAUUGGCAUGAUUUUGCCUAUAAAAAUUCGAAAAAUCUCAUUUCCGGACUGAAAAUAAGGGAUUUUAGUUCCCAACUUACGUUUUCAAGAAUAUUGAAAAAUGAGGAAAAUCCUACCAUUUUUAAAUUAAACAGGUUCAGACAUGAAAAAAAAACAAUCAGAUUUUAUUGGGACCUUAAACCUCUAAUUUCUAGCUCGAAAAUAAUUUCAUAAGAAAAAUCAAGCUAAUUAAACAUUCUUGCCUAAUUUAAAAGCUAAAAACUAUAACCUAAAGUUUUGAGAUUAUCUUGAAGUUCAGUUAAAUUCCCCACAUUCUAGCUAUUUUCAAAGCUGAAUGUCCCAAAAAAAAACAUAGAUUUUAGCUGAAACUAUUCAAAUUCUCUCUAUUUUUUGCAGGUUGUUGGUGAUGUUGAUACAGUACUUCCAUUUAUGAUGUCCGAACUUGGAAUUCGUCUUUCGAAAGAAGAGCAAAAAAUGAAUGUUCGCCCCUUGAUUGCACUUAUUUGCAAACGAUUUUUCGGCGAUUUCACCGCAUUUACUGAUUUGGUUGUGAAUAAUAUCAAAUCACCAUUGGAUAAUGCAAAAACUAAAGUUGAUCAAACUUAUUUGGGACCAUCGGAUAGUAAAUUGGCCCACGAAAUGUAUAAAUGCAAUUCGGAUGUGAGUGUUUUGAGUUUCAAAAAGGGCUGAAAAAGUCCCGGAAAAAUACGUUUCAAAAUUAUCAGUCCAAUUUUUUUGUUACUGAAAAAACAGAAGAAAUAAUUUUUUCUUCCUGUUUUUCUUCAUAAAAAUUCCAAUUUCCAGGGUCCUCUUAUGGUUCAUACCACUAAAAACUAUGCGACAUCCGAUGCAACAUCAUUCCGAGUUCUGGGUCGAGUUAUGAGUGGAACUCUCGAAGCCGGUGCUGAUGUUCGAAUUCUUGGUGAAAACUACAGUAUUCAAGAUGAAGAAGAUUGUCGAAAAAUGACAAUUGGAAGAUUAUGGGUGCAUGAAGCAAGAUAUUCAAUAGAAGUUAGUCGAGUACCAGCUGGAAAUUGGGUAUUAAUCGAAGGAAUUGAUCAACCAAUUGUGAAAACAGCAACAAUUGCAGAAUUAGAAUACGAAGAAGAUGUUUAUAUAUUCAGACCUCUUAAAUUCAAUACAAGAAGUGUUGUGAAAUUAGCUGUUGAACCAAUAAAUCCAUCGGAAUUACCAAAAAUGUUGGAUGGAUUGAGAAAAGUCAACAAAUCUUAUCCAUUAUUAACAACAAGAGUUGAAGAAUCUGGAGAACAUGUUUUGCUUGGAACUGGAGAAUUAUAUAUGGAUUGUGUUAUGCAUGAUAUGCGAAAAGUAUUCUCUGAAAUUGAUAUCAAAGUUGCUGAUCCGGUUGUUACUUUUAAUGAGACGGUUAUUGAAACAAGUACAUUGAAAUGUUUUGCCGAAACUCCAAAUAAGAAGUGAGCAUUUUGAUCUGGAAAUCUGAAAACUCGGAAUUUAUAGCCGAUAAUGAAAAUUUGGAAAGAUAAUUUUGUGCAAAAAAUUCAGAAUACUAAAGCUAAAAUUUCAGUAAAGCUUUGAUUUCUAGCUGAGCCUGGCUAUCUGACAAAAUCAAUCUGAAUUGUUAUCUGAAAUACAUAAAUUUAAAUUUAAAACUUUGAACAAUAAACUGAAAAAUCGAAAUUCCUCAAUCUCUCAAUGUUUUUUUUCCAGAAACAAAAUCACAAUGAUGGCUGAACCAUUGGAAAAACAACUCGACGAAGACAUCGAAAAUGAAGUUGUACAAAUCGGUUGGAAUCGACGAAAACUUGGCGAAUUCUUCCAAACCAAAUACAAUUGGGAUUUAUUGGCUGCCAGAUCAAUUUGGGCUUUUGGACCUGAUACAACUGGACCCAAUAUUUUCAUCGAUGAUACACUUCCAUCUGAAGUUGAUAAGAAUUUGUUGUCAAGUGUCAGAGAAUCGUUGGUUCAAGGUUUUCAAUGGGCAACAAGAGAAGGACCACUUUGUGAAGAACGUGAGUUAUUAUUUUUUUUUUUGGAUUUUUGGGAUAAUCAUAUUUGUAUUUUGCAGCAAUUCGUCAAGUAAAAUUCAAACUUCUCGACGCAACAAUCGCUCAAGAACCUCUUUAUCGUGGUGGUGGACAAAUGAUUCCAACAGCCAGAAGAUGUGCAUAUUCAGCAUUUUUGAUGGCGACACCAAGAUUAAUGGAACCAUAUUAUUCGGUUGAAGUGAUUGCACCAGCUGAUUGUGUUUCAUCAGUUUAUACGGUAUUGGCAAAACGAAGAGGACAUGUUACAACUGAUGCACCAAUUCCUGGAUCGCCAAUGUAUUCGAUUAAGGUGAGAGAUUUGCGGGAAAAGUGGGGGUAGAAUUCUAGAUUUAGCACUGAAAAAUAAGAAGAAUUUACAUCAAAAUCCUGAUUAUAUUUUUCCAGAAAAUCAUUGAAAACUAAGUUCUAAAACCCCACAAUUUUCUGAUUUCAGGCCUACAUUCCAGUAAUGGAUUCAUUCGGUUUCGAAACCGAUCUUCGAACUCAUACACAAGGUCAAGCAUUUUGUAUGUCAGUCUUCCAUCAUUGGCAAUUGGUUCCAGGAGAUCCGUUGGAUAAGACAAUUGUCAUCAAACCGCUCGAAUUACAACCAACACCACAUUUGGCUAGAGAAUUUAUGAUCAAAACUAGGUGAGGAUUUUUAGGUUCAGAAUCUGUAAAUUUAAGAAACUUUUUAUCAAGAAUACAAAGAAGCAAUUGUUUUUCCCUGAACUGCAAUUUGUUUGGCAUCUUUGUAUUCGAAUGUUAUUAUGAUCUGAAAUUAUUUUUUUCAAUUAAUUUCCUCAAUUUUUCCUUCUCAGAAAAUCUCACCUUUUCUGAAUCCAAUUUCAAUUUUUCCUUCAAAAUUUGACUGAUUUUCUUGGCAUAAUUGUCGUUUUCGGUUUGAGAUGAGGGACGGGUUGUUAGAAGCUGAAAUAUUUCGAGGAAAAGAUUUUGCUAUGAAAAAUUAGAAAUUAUUAGAAAGGGACAUAGGAAAGCUUGUUUUUACUAAAAUUUGAAAAAGCGACAAUAAAAUCGGUCAGUUUUAUAUAUUUUUUAAAACUUAAGAAUUUCUUCUGAUUUUCUAUCAAAUUUUUAAUAAUAAUGUAAAUUUAUCAUCCAGUUUUAAUCUCAGAAAUUUCUGAAAUUUUGCGAUUAGCUUAAAUAUUUCUCAAAAUUAGUACAAAUUUUAAAAAUUGUUUUAAAAAAUCUUCAAAUUUCGCAAAAUGUUGAUUUUUUAAAUGAAAAAAUCAAGCGAUGACUUUUCAAUCAAGUCUAGUCGCAAAUCCAUUUCUGGAGGGGCCUCGAACCUCCGACUAACCCGAGUCAACAUUGUUUAUCCUGUCAGAUCUCUCUCCCUCCCCCCUUUUUUCUCAAAACUCACAUUCACGAAGGCAACCGGCACAUUUUUCGCCCCUCCCAAUCCGAUUCUCAUAGCCGCCUCAAUUACCACCAAAAAUUUAUCGAUUCCCGGCAAAUCCAUAAUUUUUGCCAACUCAUACGAUAUUUCAUUUUCCAAAUUAUCCGGAAUAUCAGAAAGUCGAAUAUUUGUUCGAAUUUGAACUAUUUGCAUUUUUCGGGAAAAAAAUAUAGGAAAAAUGAGAAGAACCUGAACAAAUACAAGGUUUUUUUGUGUUUUGGGAGAAAGUAGAGAAAAAAGGGAGUUUACCUGGGGAGAAAAAUGGAAAAGUGAAGAGGAAGUUUGAUGUGAAAAGACAUAUGGCCUAAUUUACUAGUGCAAGGUGGAUAAUUUAUGAAUUUAGCGAAGUUUCAGGAAAUUAAGGGUUUGAGGCCUUUUUUAAAAUUUUUAACUGAGAAUUUGAGAAUCGAUAUGAAAAGUUACGAAAUUUUGAAUUUUUUCAAGAGGAAAAUCGGAAAAUUUCCGGUUUUCCUGGAAAUUACGAAAUUGUUUUGUUUUUUUUCGGGAAUUUGAAAAUUUAAAUUUUUUAUUCACUAGAAAAAAAUAAGGAAAUAUUCUCCGAUAUUUUCAGAUUUUUAUCAGAGUUAAAACUUUAAAAUUUGCAAUUUUUCAUAGCAUGAUAGUUUUCUAACCAAAACUCCCUAAAAACCCUGAAAAUUCAAUUUUUCUUUCAAAAAACAUCUGAAAACUGAAUCUUCACGAAAUUUACAAAUUUUAUCAAAGAUUUUUCUCGAAAAAUUUCACAAAUUUAAUUUUUUACAGCUAAAUCCCCUCAAAAAUCCUAGCUUUUCCCCCUAAUUUCCCUUUUUUUUACAGACGACGAAAAGGUCUUUCGGAAGAUGUUUCAGUCAACAAAUUUUUCGACGAUCCAAUGCUUUUGGAAUUGGCAAAACAACAAGAUGUUUUCUCGUAUUCUGGAUUUUAG
Molecule: messenger RNA, 6139 nt
Organism: Caenorhabditis angaria
Lineage: Eukaryota; Metazoa; Nematoda; Chromadorea; Rhabditida; Rhabditidae
Source: the annotation of a GenBank genome assembly